AUGCUUGAUGGAANUGUUGAUGCAAAUUAUAAAUUUCUGAUGGUUGAUGUGGGAGCAAAUGGCCGAGUGUCAGAUGGUGGUGUGUUGAAGAACACAUUAUUUUGGCGCAAGUUGUCUCAGAACCAGCUUGACAUGCCUGAUCCUGGUGAGUUAUCAGACACUCCUAAUGAAAAAAAUCCAUACGUCUUCAUUGGAGAUGAAGCAUUCCAACUUCUCCCUCAAUUCAUGAAGCCCUACCACAGAGCUGUUUUGACGAACGAGAAAAGGAUUUUCAACUAUAGACUCUCCCCAGCCAGAAGAGUUGUUGAAAAUGCAUUUGGUAUAUUAACGAAGAGAUUCAAAAUAUUUCAAAAUGCCAUUAAAUUAGAACCACCGAAAGCUGUGAAAAUUGUAAUGGCAUGUUGCCAUUUGCACAACUACUUGUGCUCAAAGAACAGAGCCAAGUAUUUGCAACCUCAGGAUAUUGACAGAGACGAUAUUGUGACUGGUGCUGUGGAANCAUUCCUCAUUCCCUAUUCUUAA
Messenger RNA from Anoplophora glabripennis (Asian longhorned beetle), 522 nucleotides. RefSeq names its product putative nuclease HARBI1. The transcript has a single exon. Lineage: Eukaryota; Metazoa; Arthropoda; Insecta; Coleoptera; Cerambycidae. The coding region runs from base 1 to 522 and encodes 173 amino acids. The record is from RefSeq and is a predicted model, not a curated record.